Pecten maximus is the source of this 2576-nucleotide messenger RNA. RefSeq names its product QRFP-like peptide receptor. The record is from RefSeq and is a predicted model, not a curated record. Lineage: Eukaryota; Metazoa; Mollusca; Bivalvia; Pectinida; Pectinidae. Gene Ontology annotation, molecular function: neuropeptide Y receptor activity. Gene Ontology annotation, biological process: G protein-coupled receptor signaling pathway. The coding region runs from base 274 to 1548 and encodes 424 amino acids. The transcript is spliced from 6 exons. Gene Ontology annotation, cellular component: membrane.
ACAGACGCUGGGGAAACGAGUCCCGGUUGUAGCAUGAUGCCUUAGAUUGGAGCGGUUUCUGAUAAAACACAGGGGAAUCUUAACACGAAUCACUUGGAUGUCAGAUCAGUGUCCGCGUCAACAAGCCCAUCCCAUCAAGAUCAUUUGGGAAAUGCUUUCUGGAUAUGAAAAUGAAUUUCUUUUCCAUUUUUCGAAAACCUCUACAUUAAAGGAAUUGUUAUAAACUAUUGUUCGCGAAGUGAAUAGUUCUGACGGUUAUUGUUCCUCCGUGAAAUGGCACUUCACAAGGAUUCUACCGACGGAUGUGUUAAAUGUAACGUAAGCACGAUGUCCGAGAUUUACGUUGACGCUACACAAAGCUCGUUAAAUACCUCCACGUUUUACACCUAUGAUUACGACUAUUCGGAUUAUUCACUUCCCCUACAGGAAAUCGUCCCUGUUGCUCUGGUUUACGGGGCAACAUUGGUGCUGGGAAUUGUCGGCAAUAUUCUGGUGAUUUUCUCCGUAACUCGUUUUCAAAGACUGAAAACUAUCACAAAUACAUUCCUUGUCAGCCUGGCGUCCGCCGAUCUACUCGUUAUCAUCGUAUGUGUCCCCACAAAGUUUGCGGCUUUCUUCACCUUUACGUGGCGCCUGGGAGAAGUCAUGUGUAAAGGUGUACACUACAUCCAGAAUGUAUCCGCUAUCUGCUCUGUCACAACACUUACUGCCAUGAGUUUAGAAAGGUACUACGCUAUCAUACACCCCGUCCGGGCUAAGUACGUGUGUACUGUUGGAAGGGCACAGCGACUUAUAUGCAUUUUGUGGGUAGCGGCGUUCGUGCUGGCCUGUCCUAUCAUCAUUGGCCGGGAACACCUGGAGGUUCAUGGAAUACACAGAAAAGCUACUUGGUGUAAGAAAAACUUCCAGUCCGUAGGGAUUUCUAUUCUCUACGAAGUCUUCAUGCUGAUGGUCAUACUUAUCAUCCCCGUCAUCGUCAUGUCCUUCGCGUACCUCAACAUAUGUAAGGAACUAUGGAAUAUCGCCUCGCAACAACACUGUCCCUGCCCAUCUAAAGGCGAACUAAGCAAAGCUAACUCCAAUGACAUGGUUACAAUAACGACGCCAAGAAAGUCAAAAGACGACAACAAAAGCAAGAAACAGGUUAUCAAAAUGCUGGUUGCUAUCAUCAUCAUUUUCAUCAUCUGCUGGGCCCCUUUACUCAUCAACAACGUUCUUGUAGGAUUCAAGCUUUUGCCUGAUCUGAAUAUCGAUCAUCACAAACACAUCCGCGAGGCUCUCCAUAUCAUGGCGUACUCCAAUAGUUGUGUCAAUCCAGUCGUCUAUACAUUCAUGUCACGCAACUUCAAGGAAACAUUCAAACAGACCUUAUGUGGUUGUCUGCGCAGGACCAGGCGUUACAGGAAGAAUACAUUGGAAGCGGGAACGUCAUUCCACAAUGGCAAAACAUACAAUACUUCCAUUAAUGGAGAUUCAAGUGUAAUUGUCAAUAGAAAUGCAGUGGAGUUGUCAAGUUGUCAAUACGGAACCACCGCGGAGACCGUGUAAUCCAUGAUAGUGUGGCUUACAGAGAAACAGCGGAACCCGUGUAUUACAUCAUAGGUGUAUUACGUCAUAGUGUGGUUAACAGUGGAACAGCGGAACCCGUGUAUCACGUCAUAGUGUGGUUAACAGUGGAACAGCGGAACCCGUGUAUUACGUCAUAGUGUGGUUAACAGUGGAACAGCGGAACCCGUGUAUCACGUCAUAGUGUGGUUAACAGUGGAACAGCGGAACCCGUGUAUCACGUCAUAGUGUGGUUAACAGUGGAACAGCGGAACCCGUGUAUCACGUCAUAGUGUGGUUAACAGUGGAACAGCGGAACCCGUGUAUCACGUCAUAGUGUGGUUAACAGUGGAACAGCGGAACCCGUGUAUCACGUCAUAGUGUGGUUAACAGUGGAACAGCGGAACCCGUGUUUCACGUCAUAGUGUGCUUAACAGUGGAACAGCGGAACCCGUGUAUUACGUCAUUGAAGCAAUGAACAGUGGUUUUAAUGUUGUUAUAGUCGACAUGGCAGCAAGAUGUAUGGUGGGCAAAUGGCAUGUGAACCUUACCAUACAUCUUGCCUCUAUAUCGAUUAUAACAACAUUAAAACCACUGUUCAAUACUUAUAUUAGCUAAACCAAUACAAAACAUCCCGCCUUUUUUUAAUGUCACAUGACCCACUGGGUAUUAUAGCCUGAGGCAAUGGGUGUUAUAGGCGUAUGGUGGCAACUGUCUCUUAGCAUUUUGUCAAUGGGGAAGUGCGGAGCAAAUGUAAAUAUAGUGUGUUUAACAGUUGAACAGCGGAACCUUUGUUAUCCGUGGUAGUUUGCUUAUUCAGGAAUAGUGUAGUGUACAGUGUAAUGGCGGGGUCACAGUAUCGUGUGUAUAACUAACUACAUCAUGACGUAAAACGAAACACAAAGUGUUUGUAACUGGACACAUACAAAUACCACAGUACAUGUACGCAAGAGUGUGUGUAGGAGCACGUCCUAACAUUGAUGACAUAUGCGAUGUAAAUAGUUUCAGAUCAAUUUUAUUGUAUUAAAAUU